Molecule: messenger RNA, 387 nt
Organism: Strongylus vulgaris
Lineage: Eukaryota; Metazoa; Nematoda; Chromadorea; Rhabditida; Strongylidae
Source: the annotation of a GenBank genome assembly
AUGUUUCGCAGUGUACAGGCUGUGCGAUCGCUAUCCACUUCCAUAGCUAAUAAGCAGGACCUAGUGCAACAAGCAUUCGUGAAGAAGAUCCGGGAAUUUGCUCAAAAAGGAGGAGAUCUCACCUCAGAUCCGGCGGUAAAAAAAGCUCUUAAUGAUGAACUUAAUCGACUUGCAGCGAAAUUUCAGUUGGCAAAUGCCGACGUUGUAGGCAAGCUGCCGACGCAUUUCGAUCCUCCAAAGGUUGACUCAUCCGUCCAACAGUUAUUAGAGGGCAACUCUCUCGUAAAGAUGAUCGAAGACGUAAAAAAGGAGAGAGAAGAAUACAUAGCCGCAAAGAAAGCGAAGCAGGCUGCCGAGGCCGCACGUCUUGCCGCUCUCAAACAAUAG